CGGCACCUGCGGGUCGGGACGGGCCGUGCCGCGCGGAGCCGAGCGGAGCCGAGCGGCGGCCGCGGCCCGGAUGUAGCCGGCGCGGGAACAUGGCGCUGGGGGCGGCGUGACGGCGGCGGCCGAGUGGUUAAAAGAAGAAAACAGUUAGUGCAGAGCUGUUGCUGGGGAAAGAUGAGUUACUCACUUCAUAAAGCAGAUAUGUCUCACGGGCCAGCUAUCAAGAGACACCCUGCUGUGCUGUGACGAAUGAAGGCAUUUUCAACCAUAAACAAGAUCUUUCCACCAUGUUCGGGAAGAAGAAGAAAAGGCUGGAAAUUUCCGGGCCCUCCAACUUCGAGCACCGGGUUCACACUGGCUUCGACCACCGGGAGCAGAAGUUCACGGGACUACCUCAGCAGUGGCACAGCUUGCUGGCAGACACGGCCAACAGGCCAAAGCCUAUGGUGGAUCCCUCAUGCAUCACUCCCAUCCAGCUCGCUCCUAUGAAGACUAUUGUUCGAGGGAAUAAGCCUCGAAAGGAUACUUCAAUCAACGGCCUGCUGGAAGAGUUUGACAAUAUCUCAGUAACACGAUCCAAUUCCCUGCGGAAGGAAAGCCCUCCCACCCACCACCAAGGAAACGCAAACCAUGUGCCAAGGCACCAGGAGGAGAAUGGUUAUAUCACGUAUUCCCAGUACUCCAGUGAGUCAGACACUACAACAGACUAUGUCGUGGAAAGGUAUCGAGACAAGACUGUUUACGGGGAAGAGCUAGACAGGUACUACAAAGGGAGCUAUGCUGCCAAGCAGAACGGGCACAUGAUGAAGGUGACGUCCCGGGAUGUCUAUUACUCAGAAAUGACACCCCUGCAGUCAGACCUCUCUAGGUUCCUUCCAGAUUACCAUGCACACCUGGAGACAAAGCCCAAACCACUGGAAUAUGGCGGCCUAAAGCUGGAGUAUCAGAGGAUCCCCAGUGGAUCCUCCCUGGACUAUAGAGAUCCCUUUCCUUACACCCCAUCCCGAGCGUCAGUGCAGAGCGAGUGCCCCAAGGAGAGGCUGGAGUACAGCGACAGCGACUGGGGACAUGGCCUGGGCAAGGAUGACUACGACAAGAGACCAAAGUCAUCCUAUGUGGAUCCAGCGAGCCCUCAGCCAACGAUGAGGCAGAGGUCCAGAUCGGGCUCUGGUCUGCAGGAGCCAGCCAUGCCCUAUGGAGCAAGCGCCUUUAAAGCACACCAGCAAGGACAUUCCUACAGCUCCUACACCUACCCCCGCUUGUCGGAAACCGCAGCAGGCAUUCCCAAGGUGGAUUAUGAUCGAGCUCAGCUUGUCGUUAGCCCAACGCUCUCCGGAUCAGACACCUACCCCAGGGGCCCAGUGAAGCUACCUCAAAGUCAGAGCAAAGUCAGCUAUUCAAGCAGCAGCUACCAGUACCCUCUGGUCUACCACAAAGCAUCCCACUAUCACCAGCCACCUCUCCAGCCCAGCUCUCCCUAUAUUUCCACCGCCUCCUACCCCAGCUCCCCAAGUAUCACGUCAAGUGCUUAUCCUCCACCCAGCUGGGGAUCCUCCUCAGACCAGCAGCCCUCCAGGGUGUCCCACGAACAGUUCAGAGCUGCCCUGCAGCUCGUGGUCAGCCCCGGCGACCCCAGAGAGUACCUGGACAACUUCAUCAAGAUCGGGGAGGGCUCCACGGGCAUCGUCUGCAUCGCCACCGAGAAGCACACGGGGAAGCAGGUCGCUGUGAAGAAGAUGGAUCUCAGGAAGCAGCAGAGGAGGGAGCUGCUCUUCAAUGAGGUUGUAAUCAUGAGAGAUUACCAUCAUGAGAACGUGGUUGACAUGUACAACAGUUACCUUGUUGGCGAUGAGCUGUGGGUUGUCAUGGAGUUUCUGGAGGGCGGCGCUUUGACAGACAUAGUGACUCACACGAGGAUGAACGAGGAGCAGAUAGCCACGGUCUGCCUGUCUGUCCUGAGAGCCCUGUCCUACCUGCACAACCAAGGCGUCAUCCACCGCGACAUCAAAAGCGACUCCAUCCUCCUCACAAGCGAUGGAAGGAUAAAAUUGUCCGACUUUGGGUUCUGUGCCCAAGUGUCAAAGGAGGUCCCCAGGAGGAAGUCACUGGUUGGGACACCGUACUGGAUGGCACCGGAGGUGAUAUCCCGCCUGCCCUACGGCACUGAGGUGGAUAUCUGGUCCCUGGGCAUCAUGGUGAUAGAGAUGAUAGAUGGUGAACCCCCCUACUUCAACGAGCCGCCGCUGCAGGCCAUGCGCCGGAUCCGGGAUAACUUACCUCCACGGGUGAAGGACAUGCACAAGGUCUCCUCGGUCCUCCGGGGCUUCUUGGACUCGAUGCUGGUGCGGGAGCCCUCGCAAAGAGCCACGGCACAGGAACUGUUGAGACACCCCUUCCUCAAACUGGCUGGGCCCCCUUCGUGCAUCGUGCCCCUCAUGAGGCAGCACCGGCAUCGCUGAAGCAGCGACUUUCCGGGAGGAGCUCGGUGUCUGGCUAUCGGCCGCGCAGGAAUUCCAGCCGGCAGGAACUGCGGGCAGGGACCAGCGAAACCUUGUGGAGGAAAACCUGCCCCACAGAACCACCAUGGUGUAAAACCCCAGGAGCUGCUCCCUGGGGCUGCGAGGGACCGGGGUGGACACGCUCCCCAGCGCUGUUGUCUUCUCGGCCGUCCAUGAAGGCAGAAGGCACCAAGCAAGGUUGGGAGGGUGAUUGGUGGGGGAUAGCACAACCAGAGCGGAACACCUGGGUGUCAUUGCAGGCUACGGCACUUCUGUUUGGGAAGAACACUUUUCUGACACAAACAAAAAGCACUUUUUUUCUCUCGGUCAUGGCAGCGCAAUGUAUUUUGCAAUGAAUUUGUAACUUUCUGUACAGAGCGUUUUGAUAACUUGCAGUACUUUGUCACGUACCCUUGUGUUAGUUGAAGUAAUGAGUGUAACUUAGCAAGGAUUUGAGACGUUUCCUACUUUUAUAACCCUUUUGAAAACAGGAACAAAGAAAUCCCAAACCCCACCUUUAGGUGGUUGGAAGGUUUUGCAGAGUCUCCAUGGGGGUGAGGUGAGCGCUCAUCCCACCGUUGAGGAGCCGGUGCUCACUGAUGCUCGUGGGAGCACUGGCUGAGUGGCUUUGGGCACUGCCAGCGCUGCUGCUGCACAUCAGCCAUCGUUGGGGUCUCCCUCCCUGUUCUCCAUGGUGGGAGCCCACGGAGCCGAUGGACCUUUGCUCCAGGGUGAUUUCCUGGCACCGUGGCGGUCCCUUCAUUACGCACCACCGCAAGGCCAGUUUUGGUACCACAUCAUCUGCAUUGCUUCUGUCCCGCUCUGGACGUGGGGAGGGAUGGCCAGAGCCCGCCCUCCAUCCUCCAGAGCCCCGACAGCCCCUUGUGAUGCGUGACAUUUGCCAUAUAGAAGAAGUUGUGCUGCUGUCUAGACCUUUUUGAAUGUUGAUGCAACAGUUGACUACUGCGGUACAGUUUGUGUUCUUUGUUGGAUGACUUUGCAUGUUAACUGUUAGGCCUGAAUAGCUUUGCCUUUAACAUUUUUAGAAGUGCUUCAUAAUUAUUUCAAUGAGAAAUGAGUUUUAUUUAUUAA
Messenger RNA from Pezoporus occidentalis (night parrot), 3587 nucleotides. It is a transcript of the gene PAK5, whose product is annotated as p21 (RAC1) activated kinase 5. Gene Ontology annotation, molecular function: ATP binding; protein serine/threonine kinase activity. The record is from RefSeq and is a predicted model, not a curated record. Lineage: Eukaryota; Metazoa; Chordata; Aves; Psittaciformes; Psittacidae. Gene Ontology annotation, cellular component: cytoplasm. Gene Ontology annotation, biological process: regulation of MAPK cascade; protein phosphorylation; cytoskeleton organization. The coding region runs from base 285 to 2456 and encodes 723 amino acids. The transcript has 11 exons.